ACAGUUGUUUACAUUCAUCGCGGGCUUGUCCGAACAGGACGAAAGUGAGUCACAUCGCCGGAUAAAAUCUCCCGAAUUUGCGAAUUCCAAAACACAUCAAAUGAUUUUCUCGACACGAAAGGCUCAAAUAUAAAAACAGAAAUGGACAGGAUCCGGCGGAAGAUCACAGAUCUGAGUGAAUUGAAGAAUGCGGACCGUAUUUUCGUCGACGGAAACGCAAUGGCCAAAUUUGGCCUGACCGGUAUUACAUACCGUCCAUAUCAGAUGGAUGGCCUGAACUGGUUGAUUCAGCGUUACCAUAGAAACCAUGGCUGCAUCCUUGGAGAUGAAAUGGGAUUGGGUAAAACAUGCCAGACUAUUGGACUUUUGACAUACCUCUUUGGCUCCGGAAAAAGUCAGGGCCCCUUCUUGAUACUCAGCCCGCUCUCUGUGAUGGGGAACUGGAAAGAUGAGUUGGAAAGGUUUUCUCCCAAGUUGAAGUUUUUCAAUUACAUGGGAGACAAAAACACACGGGAAGAGUUACAAAGUGACAUACGACAUUCCAAAAAUUGGCAGGUUCUUCUGACAACAUAUGAGCUGUGUUUGAAGGACGCUUCCUUUCUACGGAAGUUUAGCUGGGAGGUCCUGAUCGUUGAUGAAGGCCAUCGUCUCAAGAACCAAAAUUCGCUCCUCCAUCAGACCCUGAAAGAAUUCACUAUCAGCCGUCAUAUCUUGUUGACCGGCACGCCAGUACAAAACAACCUGACGGAGCUGUACUCCUUGCUGUCGUUUGUUGCUCCGAGCAUCUUCCGAGUGAGUCUGAAGGAGAGAUUUCUGGAGGAGUACGAGGACAUGACAGAUGAUACAGUGAAGAAUGACCUGCAUUCUAUCCUGCUGCCUUUCCUGCUGAGGAGGACCAAAAAUGAAGUCGUGCUUGAUAUUCCCAAGAAAACAGAGGUUAUUCUGUACCAUGGCCUGUCAGCCCUACAGAAGAAACUAUACAAGGCAGUCUUGACGAAAGAUUACGAGGCCUUUCAGGAGCAAGACCCAAUAAGCCAGAGACCCAAGACCAGACUGAUGAACGUACUGAUGCAGCUGCGGAAAGUUGUCGACCACCCGUAUCUAUUUGAUGGCGUUGAGCCCGAGCCCUUCCAGCUGGGCGAGCAUCUAGUGGAUUCCAGCGGCAAGCUGCAUCUCCUGGACCAACUCUUGACAUUUCUGAAACAACGGGACCACAAAGUUCUCCUCUUCUCACAGAUGACUCGCAUGCUGGACAUCCUGCAGGAUUAUUUAGGAUACAGAGGUUAUUCCUAUGAGCGACUGGAUGGCUCGGUUCGCAGCGAGGAGCGUUUUCUUGCCAUCAGGAAUUUCAACGAGCAGGAAGAAACCUUUGCCUUCCUCCUCAGCACCAAAGCUGGGGGUCAGGGGUUAAAUCUGGUUGCAGCGGAUACUGUUAUUUUCGUCGACAGCGACUUCAACCCUCAGAAUGAUCUGCAGGCUGCAGCCAGGGCGCACAGAAUCGGACAGACAAGGCCCGUCAAGAUUAUUCGCUUGGUUGGCAAGGACUCAGUGGAGGAAAUAAUCAUCAAACGGGCGGACGCUAAGCUGAAAUUGACCAAUCAGGUGAUAGAAGGAGGCCAGUUCUCUCUGGGCGGAGUCGGACCGGCUGAAAGUGCAACCCAGCUCUCGGAAAUGCUGAAGUUUGGACUGGACCAGCUCCUCCAAUCAGAAGAUAGCAGCAUCGAUGAUGUCGACCUGCGAGGCAUGCUGGGUAGCAGCGUUAACGGAGAGUGGGUCGAGGAAGAGGUGACGUCUACCCAGCAUGCAUUGGAGGAAGAAGAAAUGGAAGAGGCGCCUGAGGGUGCCAUGUACAUGUUUGAAGGGAAGGACUACUCAAAGGAACCGAAUGCAUCCGGCAAAGACAGGGAGGCUUUCGAAACACUCAUUGUAGCUGAAAUAACUGAACAGGAGGAUAACGCAGAGCUGCCGCGGGCACUGCGGAAACACCGAAGCAUCAAAAACAUUCCUGAACUGCCCUUACCUCAACGCAAGAAGAAAGAGUACACGCCUGAAGAACUGGAGGAAAGAAAGAGAAAGCGAGAAGAGGCAGCAGCAAAGAGAGAAGAGGCAGCCGCCAAAAAGGCGAAGCUGAUGGAGGAAGCGGAAGUCCGUAGAGCUCAGGAAAGAAGGCAAAAACUUGAGCAGCUCUGGGAAGCCAAUGACUACGAGUCGGCUAACAUCGCCAUGGAAACAGAUGAGGAAGAAAGCGAGGAUGAAGAGAACGAUGACUUCGAACUGUUGCAUGAUGGGAAUGAGGCCCGGGCUAUCCAGUACGUGAGCGGCGACGUCACGCAGCCAAUCAACACAGGCGAUAAAGACGCGAUUGUCGUCCACUGCGUAGAUGAUAGUGGAUCCUGGGGAAAAGGCGGUCUUUUCACGGCCUUGAAAAGGCGAUCGGACCAGCCGGAAACUCAGUACGAGUUGGCUGGAAAAAUGAGAGAUUUGGCUCUGGGCGAUGCCCAUUUGAUUGGCAUUGACGACAAGAUGAGUCGUAGCAAGGGCAAAGAUAUGGUUUCCUUGAUCGUAGCUCAGCACAGAGACAAACGAAAUAACCUGUCGGGAAUUAAGUUGUACGCCCUAAAUCAGGGUCUACAGAGGGUUUACAGGGCAGCGAAGAAACACAACGCGAGUGUUCAUCUGCCGCGAAUCGGCUACGCUACGCCCGGUUUCAACUGGUACGGCACCGAGAAACUAAUCCACAAACUGCUUGCAUCAAAGGGCAUCCCCACGCAUGUCUACUACUUUCCAAGACACCGUGCCAAGCGUCGAUCGUCCAGCCCCCCAGCCUCCGGCCGUCACAAGCCGCAUUCCUCUGCAAAGUCCCAUGAUGCAUCUGCACCGUCAACCUCGGCCGCCUCGUCCUCUACCCACGAUGCACCAGAGCACGAGAAGGGCGACGGGGCUGGACUGCCCAAUAUCUUUCGAGGGGUGACAGUGAGUUUCUGCGAUAUCACAGAAGGUGACAUGAAGAAGCUGACACGCUAUGUUGUGGCUUAUGAUGGCGAUGUGUCUGAGGUCGUCAGUGAUAAAACAACUCACAUCAUAGCUGAUGAGGAGACAACAGAGGUGCAGACGUUGAUGGAUAUGAAAGUGGAGAAUCCUGAUGCGGUCAUAGUAUCCACAAAAUGGCUCCAGGACUGCAUUGCAAAACAAAAACGUGUCAAUGAAGAAAACUACAGAAUGUAGUCAUCUUGCAAAUAUGUAGAUUUAUGCAGAUUUAUGCAAAUUUAUGCAGUUGAAAUAGUGAGAGAAAUAAUGAGAUAAAACACUGGAAUGACGAUGUGUAAAGGCAACAUUUUAACUUUUGUAUGUAGAGUUUGCUUGAGGAACCAUUAGACAAUAAAUAAAAUACUUUGUCACAUUGGGUCGUAAUCAUAAAAAUUAGCAAAUGCUAGGAAGUUUAAGCAAAAAGAAAAAGCAUUUACUUUAGAGUAAAAGCAUUAAGCUAGGAACAGCAAAUGCUUGAUUCCAUAUGAAUAAAAGUUUUCCUUUACUGUUCAGCGUUUACUAGACAACAGGUAGCAAAUUAUGCUUCUUACUAUUGGAUU
Messenger RNA from Patiria miniata (bat star), 3587 nucleotides. RefSeq names its product chromodomain-helicase-DNA-binding protein 1-like. Bases 142 to 3225 code for a protein of 1027 amino acids. The record is from RefSeq and is a predicted model, not a curated record. The transcript has 24 exons. NCBI's taxonomy places the organism in Eukaryota, Metazoa, Echinodermata, Asteroidea, Valvatida, Asterinidae. Gene Ontology annotation, molecular function: DNA helicase activity; ATP binding; ATP-dependent chromatin remodeler activity. Gene Ontology annotation, biological process: chromatin remodeling; DNA repair.